Caretta caretta (loggerhead turtle) is the source of this 848-nucleotide messenger RNA. The record is from RefSeq and is a predicted model, not a curated record. NCBI's taxonomy places the organism in Eukaryota, Metazoa, Chordata, Testudines, Cheloniidae.
AAGCUUGGCUCGCAUCAUCAAAGUGCAGCUGCCUGCCUACCUCAAGCGCCUGCCCUUGCCCGAGAGCAUCAGCGGCUUCGUCAGGCUGACAGAUCUAGUGAGAGUUGUUCCUACCAGUCUUAAGAAUGACACUGUUGACUGCCAGGCCAGCCCAGCGCUGCAGUCUCUUCCCUGGAUCGAGUGGUGUUCUUUAUGCUUCCAGCAACAAGAUUUUGCAGUCUGAAAAUGGUUUCAGAAUGGCUGCGGUUAUUGCCGUUCCUGGGUGUCCUGGCACUACUUGGAUAUCUGGCUCUUCGUCCAUUCUUCUUGCGGAGGAAACAGCAGAAGGAUAGCUUGAUUAACCUCAAGAUCCAGAAGGAAAAUCCCAAAGUAGUAAAUGAAAUAAACAUUGAAGAUCUGUGCCUCACUAAAGCAGCUUACUGCAGGUGUUGGCGUUCUAAGACGUUCCCUGUCUGUGAUGGCUCUCACAACAAACACAAUGAAUUGACAGGCGAUAAUGUGGGUCCACUAAUACUCAAGAAGAAAGAAGUAUAGAGAAUCUCUAAUUCAUUAAAUCAUGACUGAUGUGAAGUCAUUUAUACACUCGUAGUUGCAGGACACAAUGUAUUAUGUACGUCUAAUGGUUGCUGUAGAUUUCCUUUUGGUUUAACCUAUAGUUAUAGGCAAGUGCUAAACCUAGGUCUGUGAUUUGAUACUUUGUAUGUUCUGAAGAAUCAUGUCUUAUGUAAAACUGUAAAGUAAACAUCUUUGUAAAUAAGCCUUUUUAUCUGAACAGUGACCACUCCCAAUCUUACAACUUAAUCUUUUCAGGAUGAACGUGAUGUAAUAAAAGCCAUACUACUCUUAAA